ACAAGUUGUCGCCAGUAACAAAGCGUAGCAAAUGGAUGAGGCUCAGUUUAAAUAGAGAUGUACAGACUCCACAAAUAACUUUCCUUAUUACUUUGUGCCCUAAAAACGACACUUGGACUUCACGACUGUAGGCCACAGAACUGAAAUUCCGGCCCAGAUUGUUUACACAUUUGUCGAUAUAAGCCUUUUCACAGUUUAAGAAUCGAUUCCACUGCGCAUGCGAUUUUAUCCCGAAUUUCUACCUUCUUUUGUCUAAACCUUCUUUUGUUCUUAAUUAAACAAAAGAAGGUGAGAAAUUCGGGAUAAAAACGCAUGCGCAGUGGAAUCGGUUCUUAAACUAUGAAAAGGCUUAUUACCAAUGACCUGGCUGCAACAGCUAUCGUCAGUGGUAAAACUCACGUCUAAGGUAAUGAAGAAGACAACUCGAUGCUACAGAGAGCUUCAUUUGAAAAUUUCUAGAAAGGCGACACAUAGACAGAACAGACAUAGUUUGGUGCGGCUGGGUGGAAAGAGACGUACUGAAUCAGCAAAAGUUGAGGAUAAAUCGCUUCUACUCCAACGACAAAGUUCAACACAGAGUAGUCUGUCUCAUUUAUAUAGUUCAUAUGACGUGGAUGACAAGGAAGAUGGGAAGACCAAAGGAAAGAAAAAGCUGUCUAAAGAUAUUCAAGUCAUUUGGGCAAAUAAUCCUGAGACAGAUGCCAUAUUCACCAAGCUCGGAGCCAUAGACAUUGUCUUUAGAUACGACAGACUGUUAAAUGAAUGGAAGUGCCUGAAAGAUGCAGAAAAGGAAUUUAAACGAGUAAUGGGUUUGGACCAAGAUAAAGAUCUUGUACAGUGUAUUGAUUCUAUCCCUCCAGACAUGAGGAUAGGCUUCAGUCAUGGGCCAAACAACGACAGUGAAUAUGAAUUUCACUUGGACAUUGAUCCAUUGGUGUCACUGGAAAAAUUAAAUGCCCCAUUAAUGUUUAACCUCAAGCGAGCAGUUCACCUUUUUACAGUGAUAUCUAAACAAAUGAACAUUAUACAAGUUACUGGUGCAGCGAUUAUUAAAGAUUUGGAAAGACUUGUCAGUUUAUUCAAGCUAAAUGAACCUUUUGUUGAAAUUAAUGGUGUUUGGCACAGUGUUGAGCUACUUAAUAGUCAACAGGUGGAGCAGGCAUAUUUGAUCAUUAAAGACAUUGUGAGUUUGACUGGUUGGCGAAGUCAAGCGAUGAUGGAUUAUAUCCUGGAACAAGGUGAUAAAGUUGACUUGCAGGUUAUAAAGGAUGAUCCUGAUAAUCACAAAGUUAUUAUAUUUUCUAAAAAGCUAAGCAACUCAAAGAAAAGAAAAAUGUGAUCAUUCCUUAUCAACUUCAAGCAUUAGGUAAUUUUGUGACACAACGCAUUCAUACCUCUUAAAGUUGGGGCCCCUUAUUACAAGGUAGCUCAGUAGAAAAGGGAACGCUGUUAUCCAGUUAUCCUCUUGGAAUUCUUGACCUGGGGGAGGUACAGAUAUUUUACAAAACUAACAACACCAUAAUUCCAAUCCAAUCUUCUAUUACUGGUAAUCUUUUUUGUUUUGGUAUGCCCUAGUAGACCUCUGUCAAGCAAAUAAAUAAUUAGAGUACAUAAAUGUAAAUGGUAGUAAUUACAGUUACAUAUUGCAAAUUAUAAGACCAUGACAAGAAUCGUACUAUAGCUAUAACAUAAAUGGGAGAAAUGUUCCUUACAUCCCCUGGACAUUUUGAUGAAUGCAUAUAAAAUUAGUGUUCAUACAGUAUUUACUACAGCUUUAAAAAUGGAUACAAAAUAUUUAUGGAGCAAAAUUAAGCAAACACACUAGUUUUGAAAUUGAAAAAAAAUUAAUUUUUGUACACAUAUUAAUAAUUCUUAUAUAAUUAGUAAUAUAUAAGAAUUUGUUACUUGUUUUGCAUCUAAAUUUUGUAUGGCAAUUGAGUAUAACAUUUUUUGCAGACAGAUCUGUUAUAUUUAAAAAUUCUUGGCAUUAAUGUAAGAUGAUAUAUAGAGUGAAAAUUAAUGACAAUCCAAUUUUUUGACUAGUGGUAAGUUAACCAUGCAUUACAAAAUUAUAAUUUUUUUCUUUUCCUAAAAUCCAUCCUUUUUAUUUAUAAAUGACUUUUUGUUUAUCUUUUCAAAUGCAGUAUUCUCUUUCACAGUUCCCUGUGUCAUCUUAAAAGGUACUGUAACUGUGCCUGUCCAUUGAAGUUAGAAUGGCUGUGACCUUGCAAAAUAUGGUAGAAACGAUAGAAACCUUUAUUAUUAUGGCAAAAAUAUAAUUUCUUUCAAUGGAUGGGAUUUUUUUUUAAUGAUGCAAGGGUAUUUCUGGUCUAGUAACACAAUGAACAAUGUAUGACAUGUUUUAAUAAAUGUUUAAAUAAAUGUUACAAAUUCAUACUAGACCAGAAUGCACUUUGUUUUGGGUUUGGAAUAAAAAGUAAAAAAAGAACGAAUUAUAGAGUUUGCUGUUUAAGCUGCCUAUUUGGGUUAAACUGCUAAGGUUUAUAAGGUUGUUUUAAAGGGUUUUGUUGCAAAUUUAUGUUUAACUGCAGGGUAGUUAAUAACAAGCUGGUAUUUGUUUAUAUUCUUUUAUGCCUUUACCC
This is a messenger RNA of Actinia tenebrosa (Australian red waratah sea anemone), 2603 nucleotides long. RefSeq lists its product as uncharacterized. The record is from RefSeq and is a predicted model, not a curated record. Lineage: Eukaryota; Metazoa; Cnidaria; Anthozoa; Actiniaria; Actiniidae.